Molecule: messenger RNA, 3072 nt
Organism: Macrosiphum euphorbiae (potato aphid)
Lineage: Eukaryota; Metazoa; Arthropoda; Insecta; Hemiptera; Aphididae
Source: the annotation of a GenBank genome assembly
AUGAACCGAAUGGGCAAAGACAGGAAGUCGGCGAAAUCCCUUUCGCUGGAAGAGAAAAAAUACCUGUUGGCUGUGCAGCGGGGAGACGUAGCCAACGUACAGAGGAUGAUCCAACGAGCCUUUCGAUCGGGCCACAUAGACAUCAACUGCGUGGACUCUUUUGGUCGAGGUGCUAUUAAUCUAGCGAUCGAAGCCGAAAAUUUGGAAAUGCUCGAAAUGCUGGUUGUAAUGGGAGUGGGACCCAAGGACAACCUGUUGCACGCCAUUAAUGCUGAGUUCGUCGAGGCUGUAGAGCUCCUUCUCCAAUACGAGGAACUGGUACACACGGAAGGCGAACCAUAUAGUUGGGAAAAAGUCGAUUGGGACACCGCUUAUUUCACUCCUGACAUCACGCCGCUUAUUUUAGCCGCACACAAGAAUAACUAUGAGAUCAUCAAAAUGUUGCUGGACCGAGGAGCAACACUUCCGAUGCCGCAUACAAUCAAGUGUGGGUGCGAGAAGUGUAUUACAUCUUCGAAAACGGAUUCGUUGCGAUACUCGAUGUGUCGAGUGAACGAAUACAGAGCACUGGCCAGUCCGUCGCUGAUCGCACUUUCGUCAGCUGAUCCAAUACUCACCGCGUUCCAGCUGUCGUGGGAGCUGAGGAGAUUGGCCAGAAUCGAAAAAGAAUUCAAAAACGAAUACUUGGAACUCCGACAACAAUGCGAACAAUUCGCCGUUGACCUGCUUCGACAAACGCGAAGCUCCUACGAACUAGAUGUGAUUUUAAAGCAUGACUCGGAAAAUGCACCCAGCAUAGGUUCCAUGAAACUAAGACUCGUCGAACUUGCCAUAAAAUAUAAGCAAAAAAACUUUGUAGCACAUCCGUAUAUACAACAACUUUUGGCAACCGUCUGGUACGAGGGUCUUCCAGGAUUUCGUCGCUUACGACUUUACAAGCAAAUAAUUGAAAUCAUCAAAAUCGUCUACUUUUUUCCGUUCUACUGUCUCGUGUACUUAUACGCACCCGGCGCUCAGAUUGGAAAAGUAAUGGAAAGACCGUUUAUGAAAUUUUUAAUUCAUUCAUCUUCCUAUCUUUCAUAUUUAGGUCUAUUGGUACUGGUGUCACAGAGGGCCGAAACGCAAUUUAUAGAGCUCUUCGGGUCCGAGUCUAUGAAUAAAAGUCUGCAAUUGCGACAACUCCGUCAACGAGGCAACGGGCCGUCGUACAUAGAGAUGUUGAUCUUGCAUUUUGUUAUCGGAUACAUCUGGCAGGAGUUACUGGACGUGCGCAGGGACGGCUUGAAGAGAUACCUGGCCCACAACGCUUGGAACUACGUGGAAUUCGCCAGGAACAAGAUGUACGUAACAGUGAUCGCGCUGCGAGUUUACGCUUACGUGACGGAAAACUCUCAAAUACUGUCCGACCCAUCUUCGGCGUUCAUUCCCAGGGAGAAAUGGGAAACUUUCGACCCACAACUCUUGGCCGACGCCCUGUUUGCCGCCUCCAAUAUACUGAGCGCUUUAAAGCUGAUCCACAUGUGUUCAAUAAGUUCACAUUUGGGACCGUUACAACUGUCGUUGAAACGCAUUCUGAUCGAUAUACUCAAGUUCUUCAGUAUUUACAGUUUGGUGUUAUUUUCAUUCGCAUGCGGACUCAAUCAGUUAAUGUGGUAUUUUGCAGAGCUGGAAAGGAAAAAAUGUUACAGUUUAAUAGAAGCCGGAUCGGGCGAGUCGUGCUCGAAAUGGAAGAAUUUCGGAAACGUGUUUGAAUCCAUACAUACUCUGUUUUGGACGGGUUUUGGUGAGGUUGAUCUCGAAACCUUUGAUCUACCUGGAAUGAAACCUUACACGAGAUUCUGGGCACUUUUUAUGUUCGCUACAUAUUCGGUAAUUAACGUCACAAUUAUGUUGAACCUGCUCAUCGCUAUGAUGUCCAAUUCCUAUUCUGUCAUUGAGGGUCAAUCGGACGUGGAAUGGAAAUUUUCCAGAUCGAAAUUGUGGCUGAGCUGUUUCGAAGAAACGCCGACACUUCCCUCGCCUUACAAUGUGUAUCCAACACUGAAACACUUCAAAAAGCUUUAUUGUUUCAUAUGGAAGAUUAAGAAAACUGUUUCGUGGCCUCGGGAUGACAAAGAUACUAAUUUCAUAAAUAGGAAUCAAAGGGAGAGUGAGUUUGCUACUGUAAUGAGAGCCCUCAUUUGGCGAUAUAUUUCUAUGAAACAUCGAGAAAUGGAAAACGUGGGCGUAACUGAAGAAGAUGUAAAUGAAAUAAAGUCCGAGCUCAGCACAAUGAAAUACGACUUUUUGGAAGUACUCCGGAAAAAUGGUAUGGAAGUGCCCAGCGAUCAUCGUAAAAAGACCAUGGACAAAAAAUCCAAAAUCUGGGAACGACGGUUGAUGUCGGACUUUUACGUAGCACCAGUGUUUCCGGGCGGAAGCAGUAGCAAUAGCAGCAUCGAUGAUAUUGUUUCGCUCGAACAUCAAUUGCGACCGAUCGAUCGUUUCCGUAAGGCUGUCCGGAUGGUGGCAGCCAACUCGGCGUCCGGCAGAUGGCGGACUACCAUAUGUGGCGUGUAUCAAAACUCGCCCAUCGGUACCACGGCCGGGCUCGGGUCGUUCGUCAACAAGCAGAACCUGAAGUGGGCCAUGAACGAGGUGUGGGCUCUGCGUGAAAAGCGUUCAUCGACGAGUUCACCGCCGCCGCCUGUGAAUGUGCAACAGGCUGCGAUUACGACGUCUCCGUCGUCGGCGUCGUACCCGUUCGAACUACCAGAGCGCCGAAGCACUCUGCGCGCGCUCAUCGAUGAGUUCCGCCGUGGUGAGCACCAACUCCACCGCGGGCCGGGCGGAGACGCUUCGUCGUGGGCCGCCGCAGCGCAGGUCCGUGGGCAACUGCUGAAGGCACCCGAGCCGCCACACCGCGGACCGCAGCAGCCCGCCAUGAAGAAAUCCGCGUCUGUCUGGUACGCCGCACCCCCUGCGCCCGACAGACCGUUAGUCACCCGGAUGAGCAUGCCCAACCUGCAAUCUGGAUCCACCUUCGACCGUCGCCAGAACCCUCAGAAAUUCCCCGGACCCAUACUCGAGUGA